This is a messenger RNA of Cydia splendana, 499 nucleotides long. RefSeq lists its product as uncharacterized. The record is from RefSeq and is a predicted model, not a curated record. The coding region runs from base 8 to 490 and encodes 160 amino acids. The transcript has 2 exons. Lineage: Eukaryota; Metazoa; Arthropoda; Insecta; Lepidoptera; Tortricidae.
AAAGGUUAUGGAGUUAUCCACGCAAGUUGCGCAGCUGACGCGCGAACGCGAGUCGCUGGUGACUACGGCAAUGUCGCGCGCGCUGAUGCUGGAGCGACACGAGCGCUGCGCGGAACUGUUCGCAUGCGUCACGCGCGCGCGCCGCGACAUGGUCUCGCAGCUCGAGGGCCAACGGGAACGGCCGCACAGUGAAACCGAUGCUAAACUGUCGAGCUCGCUGUCGCCGGUGUGCCUGAAGGCCGCAGAGACGUGGACGGAGCUCCGGUCGGACCGCGAGCGCCUGUUGCAGCUGCAGGACAUGGUGGUCUCGCAGGACCAGCAGCUGAAGCGCGAGCGCCGCGUGCGCAACCAUCUCGAGCAGCGCCGCGCCAUCCUCGAGCGGCUUUUCCUCAACCGCUCCAAUUCCAACCAGUAUAUCGCGGCGGAGAACGUGGCUUCGUAUCUCGGAACUUCUUCUUAUUUUGCAAAAGAUGCUUUUAUUGGUAAAUAGAAAUGUAAC